AUGUCGGAACACCGCGGUACUGAGAAUCAAGCAAAAUGUGAGAAAUAUGUCCGGAAGGAAGCCAUAUUUGGGAAGAGAAAGGAUGCACUGAUGAAAGAAAACAGUGACGGCGAUCCGGCACAAAAAAGGUCAGCAAAACCAAAUAUGUUUCAGCUCUUCUUGUUUGCUCCUUUCAUGGACCCAAGCGCUCCUUCGGGACUCAUGACAAAUGAAGAAGUGGAUCAACGAGAUAAACAGGAGGUGUUAAUGGGGGAAGAAAGUAGCAGCGAAGCAAUGCUUUUUGCUAGGUUGUUCCACGGAGAUUCGGGAGUACGGUUCAAUUUUGAUGAAGUUCGCGAGUUUUUGCGUGAUCCACACAUCGCUCUGAUCGCUUCGGAUUUAACGGUUUUUGCUAUUCCAAUAUUUUUUUUUGGUUAA
Molecule: messenger RNA, 417 nt
Organism: Gongylonema pulchrum
Lineage: Eukaryota; Metazoa; Nematoda; Chromadorea; Rhabditida; Gongylonematidae
Source: the annotation of a GenBank genome assembly